AUGGAUUCGGAUUUAUAUGAUGAAUUUGGCAAUUACAUCGGCCCAGACUUAGACAGUGAUGAGGAUGAGGAGCAAAGCGUUUACGGCCAACAUGAUCAACAAGACCAUGAUGAAGAGAACAUAGACGAAGAAGAAGACCAUGUGGAUGAUGAAGAUAAAGAGGUGACGGCAGUUGUUUUACAUGAAGAUAAACGUUAUUAUCCAACAGCUAUGGAGAUUUAUGGUCCCGAUGUGGAGACCAUAGUACAAGAGGAGGAUGCCCAACCUUUGGAUAAGCCUUUAAUUGAGCCCGUAAAGAAAUUGAAAUUUCAAAUAAAAGAACAAGAAUUACCCGAAACUACAUAUAAUAUGGAGUUUAUGGCAGAUUUAAUGGAUACUCCGCCUCUUAUACGUAAUGUGGCCUUAGUUGGUCAUUUACAUCAUGGCAAGACAACGUUUGUCGAUUGUUUAAUCCGUCAAACACAUCCACAAUUUGAAAUGAACGAGGAACGCUCUUUACGCUAUACAGACACUUUAUUCACCGAACAAGAGCGGGGCGUCAGCAUCAAGGCUACGCCUGUAACUUUAGUUUUACAGGAUGUAAAACAGAAGAGCUAUUUAAUGAAUGUGUUCGAUACACCGGGUCAUGUGAAUUUUUCAGAUGAGGUUACCGCUGCUAUGCGCAUGUGCGACGGUGUCGUAGUAUUUGUAGAUGCUGCCGAGGGUGUCAUGUUAAACACCGAACGUCUUUUAAAGCAUGCCGUUCAGGAAAGAAUGGCCAUUACUUUAUGCAUCAAUAAGAUUGAUCGUUUAAUUUUGGAAUUGAAACUACCGCCCCAAGAUGCCUAUUUUAAAUUGAAGCAUAUCGUAGAAGAAGUGAACAGUUUAUUGAGUACUUACGGCGGUAUUGAGGAUACAGCCUUGGUCUCACCUACUUUAGGAAAUGUUUGCUUUGCCAGUUCGUUGUAUGGCUUCUGCUUUACUCUAAAAUCGUUUGCGAAACUUUAUGCCGAUACAUUCGAAGGUGUUAAUUAUGUGGAAUUUGCCAAAUGUCUUUGGGGCGAUAUGUACUUUCAUAACAACUCACGUAAGUUUACUAAAAAACCACCACACAAUUCGGCUAAGCGAAGUUUCGUUGAGUUCAUUUUGGAACCGAUGUACAAAUUAAUUGCUCAAGUGGUUGGCGAUGUCGAUACAAUGUUGGCGGAUACAUUAGCGGGAUUAAAUAUUCGCGUAACUAAAGAGGAAAUGAAAUUCAAUAUACGGCCUCUGUUGCGUUUAGUUUGCAAUCGUUUUGUCGGUGAUUUUAGUGGUUUUGUUAAUAUGUGCGUCGAACAUAUCCGUUCACCCCUGGACAAUGCAAAAUGCAAGGUCGAUCAUAUAUACACGGGGCCGAAAGAGGGUGAAAUUUACAAUGAUAUGAUGCAAUGUAAUCAAAAUGGUACUUUAAUGGUUCAUAGUGCAAAAAUGUAUCCCACUGACGAUUGUACAUUCUUCCAGGUAAUGGCCCGUGUAGCUUCUGGUACUUUACGCGCCGGUCAAGAAGUACGCGUUUUGGGUGAGAAUUAUACGUUGCAAGACGAAGAAGAUUCUCGUAUUUUGCAAGUCGGGCGUUUAUGGGUAUACGAAGCGCGUUACAAAGUAGAAUUGAACCGGGUGCCCGCUGGUAAUUGGGUGCUAAUUGAAGGCAUUGACCAAUGCAUUGUAAAAACAUCGACCAUAGUGGAUGUAAACGCCCCCGAGGAUUUAUACAUUUUUCGCCCUUUAAAGUUUAACACUCAAAGUAUAAUUAAAAUAGCUGUCGAGCCCGUUAAUCCUUCGGAAUUGCCUAAAAUGUUAGAUGGCCUACGUAAAGUAAAUAAAUCUUAUCCUCUUCUCUCUACUCGUGUUGAAGAAUCGGGUGAACAUGUAAUAUUAGGUACUGGCGAAUUAUAUCUGGAUUGUGUUAUGCAUGAUUUGAGAAAAAUGUAUUCAGAAAUCGAUAUCAAAGUCGCCGAUCCAGUGGUGGCAUUUUGCGAAACUGUCGUGGAAACCAGUUCACUUAAAUGUUUCGCUGAAACGCCUAAUAAAAAGAAUAAAAUUACCAUGAUCGCGGAACCCUUGGAGAAAGGUCUCGCUGAAGACAUCGAGAAUGAAGUGGUAUCUAUCAAUUGGAAUAAAAAGAGACUGGGAGAAUUCUUUCAAGUUAAUUAUGAUUGGGAUUUAUUGGCUGCCCGAUCGAUUUGGGCUUUUGGACCUGAUGCAACUGGGCCUAAUAUACUAGUGGACGAUACACUUCCCUCUGAAGUGGAUAAGAAUUUACUAACCUCAGUGAAAGAUUCAAUUGUUCAAGGUUUUCAGUGGGGCACGCGUGAAGGACCUCUUUGUGAAGAACCAAUACGUAACGUGAAAUUUAAAAUAUUGAAUGCCGAUAUAGCCAGCGAAGCAUUGCACAGAGGCGGUGGUCAAGUAAUACCAACAGCGAGACGUGUAGCAUAUUCGGCUUUUCUAAUGGCGACACCACGUCUUAUGGAGCCUUAUCUAUUUGUUGAAGUACAAGCCCCAGCCGAUUGUGUUUCCGCUGUUUAUACCGUACUAGCUCGUCGAAGGGGUCAUGUCACACAGGAUGCGCCCGUUUCAGGAUCGCCCCUCUAUACGAUAAAGGCUUUUAUUCCUGCUAUCGACUCAUUUGGUUUCGAAACUGAUUUGCGUACACAUACGCAGGGUCAAGCUUUCUGUCUGUCAGUAUUCCAUCAUUGGCAAAUCGUUCCUGGCGAUCCUUUGGAUAAAUCAAUUGUUAUACGUCCUUUAGAGCCGCAACAAGCUUCGCAUUUAGCACGUGAAUUUAUGAUUAAAACACGGCGCCGUAAAGGUCUCUCCGAAGAUGUCUCCAUUAAUAAAUUCUUCGAUGAUCCUAUGUUAUUGGAAUUAGCUCGACAAGAUGUUUUACUCAACUAUCCCUUGUAAGAGAACCUUUUCAAUAAAAUCAUAGUCUCUCGCAA
Glossina fuscipes is the source of this 2960-nucleotide messenger RNA. RefSeq names its product 116 kDa U5 small nuclear ribonucleoprotein component. Bases 1 to 2925 code for a protein of 974 amino acids. Gene Ontology annotation, cellular component: cytosol; U2-type catalytic step 2 spliceosome; U4/U6 x U5 tri-snRNP complex. NCBI's taxonomy places the organism in Eukaryota, Metazoa, Arthropoda, Insecta, Diptera, Glossinidae. Gene Ontology annotation, biological process: mRNA splicing, via spliceosome. The record is from RefSeq and is a predicted model, not a curated record. The transcript is spliced from 6 exons. Gene Ontology annotation, molecular function: GTP binding; U5 snRNA binding; GTPase activity.